AUGGCUCUUCAAUCUUGCCGCUCCGGCCUUUUGCGGAGCAGACAAGCCGCUCGCACACUUAUGCCAUGCGUGCGAACAUACGCCACCGACUCGACACCCGAAUCCUUCAAAACCGCAAGUCCUUCCGAUGCCGCCCCACGAUGGAGUCAGACACCUCCCGCCAUGAAGGCUCCCAUACAGCUCGACUUCGCAAAGAACCCUAAAAACAAGAUCUGGAACGUCAACAACGACCCUAAGAAGUUGGAUGAGGUGUACGAGCGUCUACUGGGACCCGGCGGCAGCAAGCUUUUGCCUGAGGAGAUUAAGUGGUUGGCUGUUACGCAUAAGAGUUUCGAUCAGGGAAGAAGAGGAUUUAACGAUCGAUUGGCGCUUUUCGGACGAAUGACCCUCGUCAUGGAGACGACAAAGACGAUCGUUGCUAAGGACCCUGUCACAAAGCCAAAAAAGGAUGGUUUCGAGCGAGAACCGUUCCUACAUCCCAGCUUGCAGUCGGUCGAUAACCUGUCUCAUAUCGGAGCUAAGGAUAUUGCUGGCAAGUCAAAUCUAUCUACUCUCGCAGCCGACGUGGGGUUGAUCGACGUUGUGAGAUGGAAGCCUCGAAAGGUGUCAAACCUCCGGGCUUCCGGUGUUGAUGUCGUGCUCAACGGUGCGAUCAUGGCUAUCAUUGGAGCCGUCACCCUGCAACACGGAGGAGCUGUAGCAUCACAGGUUGUCAGGGAAAGGGUAUUGUCAAGACUACAGGAAGACGCAUAG
This is a messenger RNA of Fusarium coffeatum, 753 nucleotides long. RefSeq lists its product as uncharacterized. The record is from RefSeq and is a predicted model, not a curated record. Gene Ontology annotation, cellular component: mitochondrial large ribosomal subunit. Gene Ontology annotation, biological process: RNA processing; mitochondrial translation. Gene Ontology annotation, molecular function: ribonuclease III activity; structural constituent of ribosome. Bases 1 to 753 code for a protein of 250 amino acids. The transcript has 3 exons. Lineage: Eukaryota; Fungi; Ascomycota; Sordariomycetes; Hypocreales; Nectriaceae.